This is a messenger RNA of Aspergillus sclerotioniger CBS 115572, 1257 nucleotides long. RefSeq names its product 2-hydroxyhepta-2,4-diene-1,7-dioate isomerase. Gene Ontology annotation, biological process: homogentisate catabolic process; L-tyrosine catabolic process; L-phenylalanine catabolic process. The record is from RefSeq and is a predicted model, not a curated record. Bases 1 to 1257 code for a protein of 418 amino acids. Gene Ontology annotation, molecular function: fumarylacetoacetase activity. NCBI's taxonomy places the organism in Eukaryota, Fungi, Ascomycota, Eurotiomycetes, Eurotiales, Aspergillaceae. The transcript is spliced from 5 exons.
AUGACCGUGAAAGAGUCGCCGUUCACCAUCGACAACCUUCCCUACGGGGUGAUUUCCACCGCCGAAACACCAACUCCGAGGUGCGCCACUGCUUUGGAAGAAGAUGCCAUUGACUUGAGUGCACUCGAAAGAGAUGGAUACUUCAAAUCCAUCCCAGGGUUCAAAGGCGAGGUCUUUUCCAUGCCAACCCUAAACAAGUUCGCCUCACUUCCGAAAGAAACGCACAUCCAGACCAGAGCAGCGCUUCUCGAUCUCCUCUCAGAUAACGAUAUUCGCAAGAACUAUGCCAUCCCUCUAUUGGAAGUCCAAAACCAUCUUCCCAUGGAAACAAAGAACUUCAGCGACUUUUACUGCUCGCUCGAGCAUACCAGAAAUUGCUCCGAACUUCUAUCCCUUAACCUUCCACCUUCAUGGUUUUCCAUCCCCUCCGUCUAUAACGGACGGCAGAGCAGCCUCCGCAUCUCUGGUACCCCAAUCCGCCGACCCUGGGGCGUGACACUCGAUCCCAACAGGCCCAAUGACCCACCCGCCUUCAGACCCAGUUCGCGCUUUGACUUCGAGCUAGAAAUGGGCGUUUACCUAUCCCGUCCCCAUCCCCCAGGCGAGAUUCUCAGUAUCAGCGACGCAAAAGACCACAUCUUCGGCCUGGUGAUACUGAAUGACUGGUCUGCAAGGGAUAUCCAAUCAUUUGAGAUGGCACCCCUAGGCCCAUUCCACAGUAAGGGCUCCGGAACGAGCAUCUCGCCGUGGAUCAUACCUAUUGAGGCGCUGGAAGGAUCGCUCUGCAAUGCUAGACCACAGGAUCCCGCCCCGUUGAGACAUCUGGCCUGGAAGGGAGAGGAAGGUGAGGCGACGUUUGAUAUUGAAUUGACGGCGAGGGUCAUACGAAAGGGAAAAUCAUACACGAUCACGGAAACAAAUCUAAAGGAGCUCUACUGGACGCCAUUCCAACAAAUCACUCAUUUAUGUAGUGCUGGCGAGGGGCUCUCGACAGGCGAUAUCUUUGGGACGGGCACCAUAACCAGUGAUCGCAUCAACGACCAAGGUGAACAAAUUGGUGUUGCAUGUCUUCUCGAACGAGGUCUAAAAAGAAAUGUCCUCUCCGAAGCCAGCAGGGACGGUCUACAAUUUCUAGAAGACGGAGACGAGGUAGUCAUGGAAGGAUGGUGUGUCAACCACCUCACAGGGGGGAAAUUCGGCUUUGGAGAAUGUCGUGCUAUGAUUCUUCCUGCUUUGGCUGAUGGAGCGUGGGAGUGA